CUCUCUCUCAACUCUCUGUCUCCUUCUCAACGGACCUGACUACUCCUUCAAUUCUCACCCCUUCCUUUCCCCCCAAAAACCUCUUUCAACUCCUGGGACAAGCAGUUUCUUGACUGUCAGAGGGCCAAACUUAGAUAUCUGAGGUUUUCCCUUUUUUUCUGCCAUCUCCGCUCCCCAAAGACCAGAAACGUUUUGUCCUCCCCAGCCUUCCUCCACUGUGGGACCAGACACACAACUCCUUCACUUGCCGUGGACGGCGGAGCCAACCAUGCCCUCCGACUUUCUAACGCCUUUCCUGGAACUGGAUGAGGAGUUCUUCAAGAAUUUCCGUGGCCUGGAGGCGACAGAUGGCUCGUCAGCCGGCUCGUCAGCCGGCUCGUCAGCCGGCUCACAGCCGCAACGGCAGCAGCACAGUCAGAGAGUCUUGGGCUUCCAGCGUCGCCAUUCUCUGUGCCCCGUGACCCUCCCCAACUCCAAGUUCAACAACAGCAGCAGCAGUGGCAGCAGCUCUGAGGUGACCGAUGGAGCAGCUGGCUGGGGGCUCAACGUGGCCUCCAGCCAGGGGUGGAGCGGGGAAAGUCAGCUUCCCCGCUCCACGCUCAGCCACAUCCCCUUCAGGGUCGACCGCUCGGUCAGCAUGAUCGAGGGCAACGUCAGCGGCUCGGGAGGCAUAGAGGACCAGAUGGCUAACCUGUCCCCAAAACUGCUGCUCCCACCACCGGGCUUCUCUUUCAGCAACGCGUCCCUCUCCUCCAUCGCCUCCCCCUUGGCCUCCAGAGCCCUGGCCCCCUCGCCUCACAUCUCCACCCGGUACAAGACCGAACUCUGCCGCACCUACGAGGAGAGCGGGACCUGCAAGUACGGCGCCAAGUGCCAGUUCGCCCACGGCAUGGACGAGAUGAGAGGCCUCAGCAGGCACCCCAAGUACAAGACGGAGCCGUGCCGCACUUUCCACACGAUAGGCUUCUGCCCGUAUGGGGCCCGCUGCCACUUCAUCCACAACGCCGACGAGAUCCUCGACGGCAACGCCGGCGCACCUCCACAGAAGCAGAAGAUGAGGCCUCCUCUGCUGCGCCACAGCCUCAGCUUCGCAGGGUUCUCCUCUUCUCUGCAGACUUUCCAACCAGUUGAGGAGUUGCAGCCUUCCUCCCUCCUCUUCACCCGGGCCUCCUCCGUCUCCCCCCCUCCGUCCUCCACAGGGAGCCCGGAGCUCCUCUCACCUCUCUUCCCUGAGCCGGGGGCCCUGAAGCAUUGCCCCUACCCUUUCUCCGGGAUCCCUGACCUGGGUUCGGACGCCGGCGAUUUGGCUCUGCGAUUCUACGCAAUGAACGAUUCUGUCGGCAACAGGUGUCCCGCCUCCGCUUUCGCCUCCAAAAACCCGAACCUCACAUACCACCUCCCCCAGCAGCUGCCGGUCUCCCUGAACGUCCUGGCCGGCCUCCAGCGCUGCUCGUCGGCGGACUCCCUCUCUGAGGAAGGCUAUACCUCCUCCUGCUCCCUCAGCUCUUCCUCCAGCGGCACAGAGUCGCCGAGUUUCGAGGGCCGACGCCUCCCCAUCUUCAGCCGGCUGUCUGUCACAGACGAGUAGGGAAGGGUUUUACUGUAGGGCUGGAUUUCAUCGGGGGGUAGACAGUCUAAUUGUUUUAUUCAAUGUGACAAGGAUCUGACGUCGGGUUUUGUGUCCGGUCCAAAAACAAGAUACAAGAUACAAGUCCUAAAGGGUUAAAACAUUAGGUAUUCAGCUCCUCCCUAAAUCUAGCCUGGUAAACGUACCUAACUUUGUGCAUAUUGCAUUCCUCAUCCAAGCAGUUGUAGCGCUGCUCAGUGUUUGUCCAGUUUUAGCUGACUUCUUUUUUGUUUCUUUUCUGUUUUAUUGUAUUUUUUAUGAAGUUAUCUUUUGUGCCAUUGUUACUGCUGUAUACUGUUGUAUACCCAUUUUUUAGAGAAUACUUUGAGGGUACUUCGCAUAGCUCGAUAUUUUAGCCCAUAUGCUAUUCCUGCUGGGUGGGUAAGUUAUGUGAGAACUUUCCUUUACCCUGAUUUAAAAAGGAUUUUUAAGAUGAAUGCUGUUUGGUCCUGGUGUGCUAUCCACUUUUUUUUUCUUUUCACUAUAGCAAUGUUGUUUUUUUAACAGAUCUUAUUUGUACUCUGUACAGUUUAUAGUGACACCAGCCUGCAGCACUUCUCCAGUCAUAUUAGGGCUCUCCAAGUGUGUAAACCAACCUCUUAUCACUGUAUGCUGUCACUGAUUGAUUCAUUGAUUGGUUGUAUGGCCGUGGCUACGUGAUUGUAUUGGUCAGCCAUUUUUACUGCCUGGCAAGGAUUCAGCUUCACUGCCUUUUCAAAGUGUAGACGACCCACUGACUCUCUAGUUACCAAAGCUGAUGUUAGACUUCCCCCUAACCUGCUAGUACUGUUAACGCCUCUAGCCUAGUCUUUAACCAUGACCGGUAAAACACAGUGUUCGGAUUAUAGCUUAACACUUUCAUAGACUUAUUUAUUGCUUUUUUUGUAUAAUUCGUUGAGUUUGCUUUGUGGUUGUGUCUUAUGCAUUGUUUUUUAUAAUACCAGAGAAAUGAUGCAUCACUUAUGCAUUCAUGAUGUCCAUCUGCUUGGUUUGUGCUAUCCAGUAGCUUUAAGAAGGCUCGCGGAGAGGAGGGGGAAAAGGAGGAAGAAAAACAUUUUUGGCAUUCUAUAUGUACGUAUGUUGCCUUAUUGGCUAAUAGGCCUGGCAGAAAUCAGGACUUGCUGGGUUCUCACAGCGAAAGCAGCUCCACGAGUCGGUCAUCUGCAGGGCCCUCCGUCGGUGGCACGAGCAACACUGCUGUCGUUGUGAGCAUCGAGCGAGUCUACUCUCCUCUCCAUGAAGCCUCACACCUCUGACUGUAAUAACCUUUUUGUUCAGCGCUGUUAUCUAAAUACAAAGCAAAGCGGUGGGGGAAGAGGGGUUCGCCACAGCGGCCAAUAAAAACCUGUAAUGGUCGACAGCUACGCAGCUAUCAAAUGAAAUGUUGAUGCUAGAAAAUUCGGUUGUGGUCGUUGUGUGUGUAAAUCCCUGCUGUCUUCUUGUUAACAGGUGACCUUUGUUUGUAGUUGAUUUUUAUCUAUCGGAGUUGCCUCGAUGACAAUGUGUUUGUAGGUCCACCUCUGUUGCACGCUAGCUAGCUAGCUAACUCUCCGAGUGGCAGGUUAAAUCAAGCGAGUUCAAAUGAAACCAGGCAAGAUCGGCAUUGCUUGUUUUCCAUCGUGAAGUCAACUUAGACUGCCUCGAGGAGUCCGGAGACGCUUCUCGUUGCUGUAGUUUAUUGUUAGCUUGACCCGGCAGCAAGCCAUUUUUUUGUAACUUUUGUUAACUUAAAGCCUUAUUUAUUUUUUUGUUUUUCGAAGCGAAACCUAUGUUGUGAUGUUUGAUAUGUUGUUUUUUUUUACAUAAUUUAAGUGCAUUUAUUGUUUACAUUCCAUGGGUUAUGUUGAUAUCCUAGCUCUUCAUCUUAAUAUAUUGUCCCCUUUUAUUUCAAAAUAAAAGUCUUUGAAA
Anarrhichthys ocellatus (wolf-eel) is the source of this 3535-nucleotide messenger RNA. RefSeq names its product mRNA decay activator protein ZFP36L1. Bases 269 to 1588 code for a protein of 439 amino acids. Gene Ontology annotation, molecular function: metal ion binding; mRNA binding. The record is from RefSeq and is a predicted model, not a curated record. The transcript has 2 exons. Lineage: Eukaryota; Metazoa; Chordata; Actinopteri; Perciformes; Anarhichadidae.